Caenorhabditis sp. 36 PRJEB53466 is the source of this 1541-nucleotide messenger RNA. Lineage: Eukaryota; Metazoa; Nematoda; Chromadorea; Rhabditida; Rhabditidae. The record is from the annotation of a GenBank genome assembly.
AUGUCCUCACCCCCUUCGACGUCUUCAUCCGAAUCCUCCACAUCGCCUUCGUCGAAUGCCACGUGCAAAGUUUGUGGGCUCUCGGCACACGGCCUGCAUUUUGGAGUGCUCUCGUGCAGAGCGUGUGCUGCGUUUUUCAGGUGAGCUCGUUUUGGGAGAAUUUUAAUGAAAAACCGAAUUGGAUUCAGAAGGACAGUGGUGAUGGGUCGUCAGAAGAAGUACAAAUGUCGCGGAGGACAGGACAAGUGCAUUGUGAGCAGUUCGGACAGAUAUCAAUGCAGAUUUUGUCGAUACAACAAGUGUGUGGAACUCGGAAUGACGCCAGAAAGUGAGUGGAACUAUGAUAUUACGAGUAUGGAGACGUGUUCCGAACAGACGUGCAGUGGAAUCGUGACUCGAUACCCACGAGCAGAAAACGGAAGGACGACACGCCGAUAAUACCCGCACAGGAACUGAAGUCUAUCGCCUACCCGGACGCCUCGUUGCUCGGAAAACCCCGAACUAUCAUGGACAUCUCGGCGCUUGCCAGCAAGAUCCGCGAGAUUCUCAACGAGAAAUCGCCGCUGGUCGAUGUGGCGACGAAGAAAAUGAACACGUUGGAGAUUGCGAAUCACGCGUUGAAAAAGUGGAGAAAUCAGCAGAAGUCAGAGGCAGAGAUGGAAGUUCUGCAGAAGUUGCCCGUCCGACAGAUGUUCGCCAUAUUCGAGAAGCAGAUGAUAGUCGUGGCGAGGUGGCUGAAACACUUUCCAGAUUUCCGAAAGCUCGAGCCUGAUGAGAGGGUAAAUGGUGGCAACUGGUGAUUUUGUUAAUGUUAAAUUCACCUUUUUUGUAGUACCAAUACUUUAAAGCCGUUUGGAACAUGUGGAGAAGGUUCGAGAGGUUUGAAAUGUCGGUCAAAAUGUUCGGAGACUCUGCGGUCAACAUGAGAGUGAGUUUGAGUCAAAUAGAAACAUCAAUAUUUCCAACAAAAAAAGAAGUUAAUUUAGAAGUUUGCAAUCUCAAACGAACAAAUGAUCACAAUAGAUUUCGAGAUUGACUUUUCUGAAAUAACAGACGUUCCGAGCAAUGAAGUUAAACAGUGAGUCCCUUUCUUCUGAAUAUAAUUACAAUUUCAAUGUAUAGAAUGUUCCGAGAAUCCAUGUACAAACUAUUCGACCAGGUUGCGAAACCAUUGCUGGAUCUGAGACCGUCCUCCAUCGAAAUGGCCUACAUGCUCUCGCAAAUGAGCUGGCAGAUUGCAGGUGAGUCCGUCUACCGUACUACUAAUAUCAAAGUAUCCUACUUGUCGUUCAGGUAAGCAAAUGCAAGGGAAAGUGAUUGAAAUGAGCGAAAGAGUGAGCGAUGAACUGGCGGAUAACCUCCAUACGUACUACCUGAAAGAGGAAAUGCGAUCCAACUACGCGGGCCGGUUGGUUCGGCUCAUGGGCGUCGUGAAUUCGGUCAAAAAGAUACACAUGGAACGGAGGAAAACGAUGGAAUUGGCCAGAAUCUUCGAGAUUUUCAAAGUGGAUUUCUCAGAGCCCGAUAUAUUUGACUGUUGA